This is a messenger RNA of Plasmodium adleri (nom. inval.), 2055 nucleotides long. RefSeq names its product regulator of chromosome condensation, putative. The transcript has a single exon. NCBI's taxonomy places the organism in Eukaryota, Apicomplexa, Aconoidasida, Haemosporida, Plasmodiidae. The record is from RefSeq and is a predicted model, not a curated record. Bases 1 to 2055 code for a protein of 684 amino acids.
AUGAAAAAAUUGAAAAAUACGCUUUUUAUUUUUGGGUCAGGAGAAUGUGGUCAAUUACCCCCAGAAUAUUGUACUGACUAUGUUCAGGUAAAUCCAACAGCUAUUCCUAAUUUACCAAAUGAUAUUGAUGAAGUAAUAUGUGGGUCUAUGCAUACAAUUAUAAAAACAACAGAUGAUAAAUUAUAUUCUUUUGGUUGUAAUGAUAUGGGGGUAUUAGGAAGAAAAACAUAUUCAAGUGGAAUAAAAGAUUUAGAACAUUCUCCUACUUUAAUUAAUUUUACGUUUCCUUCAAAAAUAAAAAAGAUUACAUGUGGUGAUAACCAUACAGCCAUUUUGUUAGAAAAUGGUAAGGUAUAUAUUACUGGAGGAUUUCGAGAUUAUUGUGGAGUAUUAGGGUUACCAUCAUUUGGAGAAAAAAACGAAUUAUUAACAAAAUCGUUUGAAUUUAUAGAAAUACAAUUUAGUUAUAACAAUAAUAAUAGUAAUAGUAAUAGUAAUAAUAAUAAUGGGGGUAUAUUAAAAAGUCAAGAUUCUUAUGAAAAUCAUACAUGUAAUGAUUCAAAUGAUCGAAAAGAUGAAGAUAUAAAAAUAAUUAAUAUAAUAUCUGGUGAAGAUCAUUUAAUUUGUCUUGAUGAAAGUCGUGAAUAUAUUUUUACCAUGGGGAAUAGCGAUUCUUGUCAAGUGUGUAAUAAUUUUUAUGAACAAGAAGAUUCAGAAGAACAAAGAAUAAAAUAUGUAUAUCCCAAUUGUUAUCAUUAUACAUAUUUUGGAUUUGAAAAUAAAUUUGAAAAUAUUUAUUGUGGAGGAAAUAAUACAUAUGUUCAGUUGGAAGACUCUUUAGAUGUAUAUGGUAUUGGUAGAAAUGCAUAUGGAUCUUGUGGAGUUUCUUCAAAAGAUAAUAUAAUUAAAAAAUUUGAAAGGAUUGAAGAAUUAUCACAAAAAAAAAUUAAUCAAUUAUGUGGUGGACAAAGUUUUACAGUCUGUUUAUUAAAUAAUAAUGAUUUAUAUAUAUGGGGUAAUAGAGAAAUAUUAGGUAUGGAAUGUGAUGAUGAUGCAUAUUAUCCUUUAGAAUUAGAUUUUUUUAAAAAAAAUAAUUAUAUUAUAAAAAAUAUUACAUGUGGUACUGAUCAUUGUUUAGUUUUAACAGAUAAUGGAAAAUUAUUUGGUUGGGGUACAGGAGGUAACGAAUUUGAUGAAGACACCUCCUUAGCUGUCAUUGAAAAAAAUGAACCCUCAGAAAUUGAUUUUAUUAAAUUUGUAAAAAAAAUGAUUUCAAAAUAUAAUAAAAGUGAUUCUGAAUUAAUGCAUCAAAAUUUAAUAAAAAUUGUGUCAUUUGCAGGAGGUUCGUCUCACUGUGCAUUUAUUUCAUCACAUAUAGAUACUGAUAGGGUAUGUGUAAAGAGAGGAUAUGAUGAUAUAUAUGAUGAAGACAUGUUAAGCAAAAAACACAAAAGAGAUAAUAAUAAUUAUAAUGAUAUUCAAAAUGAGAAUAAUGAUAUAGAACAAAUUGAUGCUCAUGAUGAAAUCGUAAAAAAAUAUUUAGAAGAGAAAAAAAACCAAAUACAAAAUGUAGAUGAUAAUAUGGAUAAAGCAUAUAUAUUUAAUAAAAAUAAAGGAAAAGAUCAUACUUAUAUUAAAGAUACAUGUUAUGAUAUAUCUACAAAUAAAUAUUCAACAAAAGAUAUUUGUCAAUCUUUAGAUCAAAUAAAUGAACAAAGUGAAGGUUCAAACUUACCAAGUGAACAAAAUAAAAGACGAAGAAGUGUUAAAACAAAAUCAUAUCUAAGUAAUGAAAGUCCAACAAGAAAACAACCUAGAAGAUCAUGUAAAGAACAUACAUCAUUAAAUGAAAAUGCAAAUAAAAAAUUCUAUCAAAUUAUUGAUAAACCAAUUUUAAAAAAAAAAAAAAAAACUACAACUUCAAUGAAAAACAAAAAUACAAACCUAAAAGAAGUACCAUCACCAAGUGGAAAAAGAAAAAUAAAAUCGGUAGGAUCAAGAAGAGAAAGUUUAUCGAGACCUAUCUCCAAAAAGGAUAAUUUAAAAAGAGAGUAA